AUGUCACCGCUAGCGGGAAAACGCGAACAAGCCGCCCGAGAGCCCGUUUUCGCUGGAGAAGGCCCAAAAUUCAAAGAUGUACGCGAAGGCGGUCAGUGCGAACCUCUCUUCGAGGCCGUUUCAGACGAGCAAGAACAGAUCGUUGCCGACCUCUUGGCCGCCGGCGCUUGCCCGAACGCGCGAUUCGGCGGGGAAGAAGGAUACGCUCCCCUCCAUGUCGCGUCUUCUAGAGGGCACGUAGGCAUUCUCACCACGCUUUUAUCCUUCGGGGCACACAGGGACGCUGUCGAUAACCGCGGGGCCCGACCGCUCCAUCACGCGAUCGCCGAAGACAGAGUCGCUGCCACGGAGGCUCUCCUGGUCGCCGGCGCGCUAGGCGCCACCCCAGAAGACAGUUCGAGCUUCAGACCACUCGUUCUUGCCGCAUGCAAAGGGAGCAUAGACAUCAUCAACGUUUUACUAAAGCACGGGGUGGACGUUAACUCGCGUGACGACGUGGUGGGUGCAACCGCUCUCCACGCCGCCGCUAACUGCGCUUCGGGAGCAUCGGCCGUCCACGCCCUCGUCGAUGCUGGUGCCGAGAUAAACGUGCAGCGUAAGGACGGGGGUUCGCCUCUCCACUACGCGGCGGCUUCCAGGGCCUCCUCCUCCCCCUCCAGCCCCUUUGAAACCAUCCUCGCCCUCCUUCAGCGCGGGGCGAGCGUCAACCAAGUCCACAGCGGCACCGCCCAAACCCCUCUGCUCCUGGCGUGUCAGCAUCGGCCGAGAGGGUUGGGUUCAGUCGUCGACCUUCUCUUACGAUGGGGGGGCGACGAUACGGUCGUUGGCGGCGACGGACGGACGGCCUCCGAACUCCUUGAGCUUGACCAGCAUCACCACGCCACCGAGACCGAGCAUCACCAGUGUCACCUGGAGCAAGACGACGAAAUCGGACGGGCGCGCACCCUCUUGUCGCGGGCCAAGGAGGACCGGGCGUGGCGACGACGCUGCUUGCCGGUGAUGCUUCGAGCGCACCAGCAGAGGGUCUGCACAGCGCCGAGUGGUGACAUCGAAGCGAGACGCCGUGGCGGCCGAGACCACGGAGAUCUCGAGGCUGGACAGAUGGAAGGAUCAAAAAGGAUUGAUAUCGGCGGGGCACCAGGGGCGGCGAACGAGAUCGAGGAGAGCAACGGAACUGCCACCGCGGACCUUGUCGACAACUCUGGCGUGGAAGGAGAGUCCCAGAGUCUUGCCUGCGUUGGUGGAAGUGAUAGGUUGGACGAAAAGGACCGCUGGACGAGGGUGGUGGACAAGCUCGUGCGACUAACGGUAGAGGACGUCUUUCGCACCAUCGUGGGGUUCAUUUGA
This is a messenger RNA of Ectocarpus sp. CCAP 1310/34, 1347 nucleotides long. The record is from the annotation of a GenBank genome assembly. Lineage: Eukaryota; Phaeophyceae; Ectocarpales; Ectocarpaceae.